GACACCUGCUUCCGGUAUGACGCAUUUCCGCCAUCCACAAUAUGGCUGCCUUAGUUCUUUGCCUAACUUGUUGCGAGGGCUCGAAGCUCCAGCUUGCCGUUAGACAUUUUUGGACAUCUGGCCAAACACAAUAUGGCGGCGUUGACUUCCUGUUUACCUGUUUUCUCUCAGCGGCCCCGGAAGAAGGCCACACGUGUGGAGAAGGGGGCAGCCAUGGAGGCUCUGCUGGUGUCUGAUACCGAGGAAUGGGAGGUGACGGUGCGGCCCAAGAGGAAGAUGUCCCUGUACAGCUGCGAGACUUGUGGAAGCGAAGAAGCCAAAUACAAGUGUCCGCGGUGUCUGAAGUAUUCCUGCAGUUUACCUUGUGUAAAGAAGCACAAAGUGGAUGUUACUUGCAGCGGAGUCCGAGACAAGACGGCGUUCGUCCCCUUAAGUUCCUUCAGCGACAUACAUCUGCUAAGUGAUUACCGUUUUCUGGAAGAUGCAGACAGAGUGGCGGAUGCUGCCAUGAGGGACGCCUUGUUACCCCGGCAAACAACAAAUAAGUUUUGUAACUUUUUGAAAAACCGAGCUCGGAAACAAGGCAUCGACCUGAAGUUACUGCCCGUUGGGUUUUCAAAAAGAAAAGCAAAUACAACCUUUUUCCAAAAAAAAGAACAAAGGUUUUACUGGCAUUUAAAGCUUCACUUUCCACAGAGUCAGGCCGAAUACACAGCAAAGAGGGUGCCGGAUAAUAAAACUCUCGGUGAAAUCCUUAAAAAAUACAUUGAUCCAGCAGAGUCUGAUUCGACCAUUCGUCAAAGGCUCAAAGAAUAUGUGCGGUCGCCAUCUGAUGUGAAGGUGUUUAUGGUAGCAGAAAGUAAAACGCCUGGUCCAGUUAGGUACCAUGAAAUGGACUCCAGUAAAAGUCUUCUGGAAAAUCUGAGAAACAAAACCAUCCUCGAGUACCCUACCCUUUUUGUGGUCUUAAAGGAUUUUACAGAGGAUUUUGUGCUAUUUAAUCAAGAAAUUGGUUUGUCAGCAUCAAAGGUAAAAGAAGAUUUAUAAAGAACAGUGUGAGCUGGAGCUACAAGAGUGCAAAGGGGCAUGACCACAAUAUGGCCGCGUGUUCGUGAUAAGCUGGAUGUAACCUGAUGGAUGGGAUGCACAUUGGUCAUUUUUGAAGAAAAACCCAAAAAAAAUUUUUCUAUUCAUUUAACGUUAGGAUGAGUUAGGCUGAAGACAGACACAGCGAUUUUGUAAAAACAAAAAAAUCCAUACUUGCCACGUGGUGUUUUUUGGGCCAAGAAUUCUGCAGCCAGAUGCUAGUUGAGAGUCGAUAUGGAAAUAUGAAAUGCCAUACCAACAUAGUGUUUUAUUUUUUUUUUUUAAAGGCUUAGUGACAGUUUUUAAGCAUAGAGUUUUGUUUUUUUAAUCAAGAAAUUGUAGCAUUAUCCCUUCUAUAGGUGGGAGAAAAAAAGUCACGUAAAAAUGUUUAUGUACAUGCGGAUAUGGAAUUUUUUUUUGGCAAUUUUUUUCCCCAAUUCUUCAAUUCAUCAUAAAAGAAUGCCACAGAAACUGCAUCAUGUAGGAGAAACAUGAGGGGGAAGUUUUUUGUGGCAUUUUUUUUCAGGAAAAAAAUAAAAUAAAUUAACAAGGCCAAACAAAAGAUGUGUCUGUAGCCUUAUAGAUAUAGAAGUCAGUCGUGCCUUCUACUAUUAUAAACUCUAAGAACAUAUGCUGUGCAUAACAAAAAAAUAAAUGAUAUAUAACUUUAUAUUACUAGA
Molecule: messenger RNA, 1766 nt
Organism: Hyla sarda
Lineage: Eukaryota; Metazoa; Chordata; Amphibia; Anura; Hylidae
Gene: ZNHIT6
Product: zinc finger HIT-type containing 6
Exons: 10
Coding region: 133-1047 (304 amino acids)
Biological process (GO): snoRNA localization; maturation of LSU-rRNA from tricistronic rRNA transcript (SSU-rRNA, 5.8S rRNA, LSU-rRNA); box C/D snoRNP assembly
Cellular component (GO): nucleus; pre-snoRNP complex
Source: RefSeq, a predicted model, not a curated record